GCGCGGUGAGCACUAGGCGAUUGGCUAUAUAGCUAGAGGCAGCGGCCAGAGCCGGUUGCAGAGAGGAAAGGUUCUUUGCGUUAGAGAGGGUCGCCGUUUGGAGGUAAAGCGCUUAAAAAACCAGAAAAUGGAAACUAUUGUUCGCCGCUGCCCGUUCCUGUCACGGGUAUCCCAGGCUUUCCUGCAGAAGGCCGGCAAAUCUCUUCUUUUCUAUGCCCAGAACUGCCCCAAAAUGAUGGAAGUCGGGACCAAGCCUGCUUCGCGAGCCUUAAGUACAUCAGCAGCUCAUUGCCAGCAAACUGAAGAAAGCGCCUCCGCUAGCGAGAAGGCCAAAAUCUCCCCUGAUGUGGCUCAGCAAAAUAUGAGCAAAUCUCAGCUUCCAGUAAGCCACCCACCUACCACUAGCCAGAGUGCUAACCAGGCUUCUGUGUCUAAAUGUCCAUUUUUGGCAGCUCAGAUUAAUGAAGGGAAUAGUAAUGUUUUCUGCAAAGCCAGCCUGGAACUCCAGGAGGAUGUGGAAGAAAUGCAAGCUGUAAGGAAAGAGUUUGCCAAGACACCAGAAAAAGCUGUUGAGACUGAUGGUGAAAAGCAAAAUGGGUUGCUGAAGAAAUUCCAGGACAUCAUGUUGAAGCAGAGGCCAGAAAGGGUGUCUCAUCUGCUUCAGGAGAAUUUGCCAAAAUCUGUUUCUACUUUUCAGUAUGACCAGUUUUUUGAGAAAAAGAUUGAUGAGAAGAAAAAAGAUCAUACAUACCGUGUGUUCAAAACAGUGAAUCGAAGAGCCCAGGUUUUUCCAAUGGCAGAUGAUUAUUCAGAGUCUCAUACCAGCAAAAAAGAGGUCUCUGUCUGGUGCAGCAAUGAUUAUCUUGGAAUGAGUCGUCAUCCUAGAGUUUGUGGAGCUGUUAUGGAAACACUGAAACAACAUGGUGCAGGGGCAGGAGGCACCAGGAAUAUUUCAGGAACCAGUAAAUUCCAUGUUGACCUUGAAAAAGAAUUGGCUGAUCUCCAUGGAAAGGAUGCUGCUCUGUUGUUCUCAUCUUGUUUUGUAGCUAAUGAUUCAACACUCUUCACAUUAGCCAAAAUGUUGCCAGGUUGUGAAAUUUAUUCAGAUGCAGGAAACCAUGCUUCCAUGAUUCAAGGGAUUCGAAACAGCAGAGUGCCAAAACAUAUAUUUCGCCAUAAUGAUAUUGAUCAUCUCCGAGAAUUGCUGAAAAACUCUAAUCCGUCUACUCCGAAAAUUGUUGCAUUUGAAACUGUUCAUUCAAUGGAUGGUGCAGUUUGUCCUUUGGAAGAGCUUUGUGAUGUAGCUCACGAACAUGGAGCAAUCACUUUUGUAGAUGAAGUCCAUGCUGUGGGGCUGUAUGGAACUCAUGGUGGUGGCAUAGGAGACAGAGAUGGAGUCAUGCAUAAAAUGGAUAUUAUCUCUGGAACACUUGGCAAAGCCUUUGGUUGUGUAGGAGGCUACAUUGCCAGCACCAGCUCUCUGAUAGACACUGUUCGUUCCUAUGCUGCUGGCUUCAUUUUUACAACCUCUCUGCCACCCAUGCUUUUAGCUGGAGCACUAGAAUCUGUGAGAACUCUAAAAAGUCCGGAGGGGCAAGCCCUUCGUCGCCAACACCAGCGCAAUGUUAAACUCAUGCGACAAAUGCUGAUGGAUGCUGGGCUUCCUGUUGUGCAUUGUCCCAGUCACAUCAUUCCUAUCAGGGUUGCAGAUGCUGCUAAGAACACUGAGAUCUGUGACAAAAUGAUGAGCCAGCAUAGUAUCUACGUCCAAGCAAUAAACUAUCCCACUGUGCCACGUGGCGAAGAGCUGCUGCGUAUUGCUCCUACGCCUCAUCAUACUCCACAGAUGAUGAACUAUUUUAUUGAGAACUUGCUAGGAACUUGGAAGGAAGUGGGUUUGGAGCUGAAGCCGCACUCCUCAGCUGAAUGCAAUUUCUGUAGGCGACCCCUCCAUUUUGAAGUAAUGAGUGAAAGGGAAAGAUCCUACUUCAGCGGAAUGAGCAAACUUGUAUCAGCUACCGCUUGAAGAAAUCUAUAGCCCCAUACAUGUCUUGUCGUCUUAUAGUCAGAUUGUUCAUUGUAACCUGUUACCUGCAUAUUACUUGCAUUUUAUUCUACACAAUUCCUCCAAAUAAACUUUGGUGUUAUAUCAGUUA
This is a messenger RNA of Sceloporus undulatus (fence lizard), 2156 nucleotides long. RefSeq names its product 5'-aminolevulinate synthase 1 (gene ALAS1). Gene Ontology annotation, biological process: heme biosynthetic process; hemoglobin biosynthetic process; erythrocyte development. The coding region runs from base 128 to 2026 and encodes 632 amino acids. Gene Ontology annotation, cellular component: mitochondrion; mitochondrial matrix. The transcript is spliced from 11 exons. The record is from RefSeq and is a predicted model, not a curated record. Gene Ontology annotation, molecular function: pyridoxal phosphate binding; 5-aminolevulinate synthase activity. NCBI's taxonomy places the organism in Eukaryota, Metazoa, Chordata, Lepidosauria, Squamata, Phrynosomatidae.